CUUGCGACGUGCAGAGAGAGGCUGGAACCCGUGAACUUCGUUUUCCCUGGAAGUCGUGUGGUUGGUUUGUCUGACUUUCCCCCCUCUUCUCAUCCGGCCUGCCUCAGAUGAGGGCCUGGCUGGGGGUGUGUGUUUGCUCUAGAGGACUAUAUAAGCGGACUGGAGUGAAGGGAAGCCAGGGGCCGGCGAGAGCGGUGCUGGCAGCAACAGGAGAGGAGACCUGGGCGGAGAAGGCAGAAGACUCCUGCGUGGGACAGCAUGGCUGAAGAUCUGGAGCUGCAGUCCUGCGACCUGCGAUGCGAGCGCAACCACCGGGACCACCGGACCUCGGAAAUGGGCUGCCAGCAGCUGGUGGUGCGGCGGGGGCAGCCCUUCUCCCUCACACUGCACUUCGCGGGGAGGAGCUACGAGGAAGGGCGGGACAAGCUGGCCUUCGACGUCGAGACAGGGCCUUGCCCCAGUGAGGUGUCUGGCACCAAGACCCAUUUCCCUGUCUCCGGCUCCUUGGAAGAAGCGGCCUGGAGCUCAGCAGUGGAGAGCCAGGAUGGAGCCUCCCUGACCGUGGCCAUCUGCUCCCCUCCGGACGCCCGGAUUGGCCGCUACAGCCUCACCAUGGAGGCCUCCACGGGCUACCAAGGAUCCAGCUUCAGGCUUGGGGAGUUCGUCUUGCUCUUCAACCCUUGGUGUCCAGUGGAUUCCGUCUUUCUCGAAAGCGAAGAGGAGCGGACUGAAUACGUGCUGACUCAGCACGGCCACGUCUUCCAGGGGUCGAGCAGCUUCAUCUAUUCCAUCCCCUGGAAUUUUGGGCAGUUUGAGGAUGAAAUCCUGGACAUUUGCCUCCAGCUGCUGGACACCAACCCCAAGUUCUUCCAGAACCAAGACCGGGACUGCUCCCGUCGCAACAGCCCCAUCUACAUCAGCCGGGUGGUGAGCGCCAUGGUGAAUUGCAACGACGACCAAGGAAUCCUGUUUGGGCGCUGGAAGCAGCCCUACGACGACGGAAUCAGCCCCAUGGUCUGGAGUGGGAGCGUGGACAUCCUACAGCGGUGGCGGAAGUACGGCUGCCAGCCGGUCCGAUACGGGCAGUGCUGGGUCUUUGCCGCCGUGGCCUGCACAGUGCUCCGGUGCCUGGGAAUCCCCACCCGUGUGAUCACCAACUACAACUCUGCCCACGAUACCAACAGCAACCUGAAGAUUGAGCAGUACUUAGACGAGAAUGGGAAAGUGCAAGCGGGGACCCGGGAGUACAUUUGGAAUUUCCACUGCUGGGUGGAAAGUUGGAUGGCUCGUCCAGACCUUCCAGGCUAUGACGGUUGGCAGGUUUUGGACCCAACUCCUCAAGAGAAAAGUGAAGGAGUUUACUGCUGCGGCCCGACUCCCGUCAAGGCCAUCAAGGAAGGGGAACUGAAACUGAAGUAUGAUGUCCCCUUCGUCUUUGCUGAGGUCAACGCGGACGUGGUUUACUGGAUGCUCCAGAGCGACAGUUCCCGGAAGAAGACCGUCGACUCCACGAGCGUGGGAAGGAACAUCAGCACCAAGAGCGUGGGCAGAGAUACCAGGGAGGACAUCACCCACAACUACAAGUACCAGGAAGGCUCCGAGGAAGAAAGGGCCGUCCUGGAGAAGGUGAACCUCCGGAAGACCUACCCGGCGGAGGCGGAGGAGGGCCUGAAAGUCAAGAUCAAGGUCUCCGAGGGCAUGAACAACGGGUGCGACUUCGACAUCUUUGCCGUCCUCAGCAACAACACGGCCAGCGAGCGGACCUGCCGGCUGAUGUUCGGUGCCCGGGCAGCAGGCUACAACGGGGCGUUGGGACCCGAAUGCGGGAGCAAGGACCUGCUGAAUGUUGCCUUGCAGCCGUAUGCAGAUAAGACCGUCCCCUUGCGCAUCCUUUAUGAGAAGUACGGUGGGUGCUUAACGCAAGACAACAUGAUCAAGGCGAUGGCCCUCCUCCAGGACUACGAGACCAAAGAGAUUGUGCUUGGCGUCCGGAACAUCUACGUUAAAAACCCAGACAUCAAAAUCAGGGUCUUAGGAGAGCCAGUUCAGAACCGCAAACUGGUGGCUGAGCUGACGCUGAUCAACCCCCUGCCUGGCCCGCUGAGUGGCUGUGUCUUCACCAUGGAGGGCGCUGGUCUCACCAAAGGACAGAAGGUCCAGGAGCUCGACAGCCCCGUCGGGCCAGGAGAGGAGGCGAAAGUGCGGGUGGACUUCGUGCCUCAGCAGUCCGGCCUGAGGAAGCUGGUGGUGGACUUCGAGAGCGACAAGCUGACGGGCGUGAAGGGCUACCGGAAUGUCAUCAUCGCCCCCCUGUCCAAGUGAAGCCCGCCCUGGAGGGGAGGAGGCUGCUUGUCUAGCAAUACUUGACGAGGGAGGGCUGCAGCAGCCGAGGAGACCCAAGGACACCUGCUUUGACCCUCCGUGGCCAGCGAUUGGCCAGCACGCACCUCUUUCUCCUCCCGUCGUAUGCGCAAAAAAAGAGGAAGGGGUGGUGGCCCAACGGGGGAGCCACUCCUAGGCCCCCCUGCACCAUCCUCCCCUAGCACCCCUGCAGAAAGAAGAUCCACACCACCCCCCGCUUGCUUUCUUGGGUCAGCCCAGUCCUCGUCCCCCACCGGAGUCUUCGGCUGCUCAAGCCAGCUGGAGAUAGGAGAGUCACCAGCCACCCAGCCACCUCCCCCUCAGUAUCCACAUGGCAGACCUGACCACAUCUAAGUGUUCUUCGCGACAUGGUAACUGGCAAGAUAGCAGAGCCCCGUCACAAGAUCGUCUCAUAGUCCAGGCUACAUAAGCAGUAAUACGAAUGGAUAAUUAUCAUAUGGUAUUGUUUGUGUAUAAUAGCCAGGAGAACCUAAGAUGGUUGUUGAAGGCUUUCACGGCCGGAGUUCAUUAGCUGUUGCGGGUUUUCCA
This is a messenger RNA of Gekko japonicus, 2910 nucleotides long. It is a transcript of the gene TGM2, whose product is annotated as transglutaminase 2. Bases 259 to 2322 code for a protein of 687 amino acids. The transcript is spliced from 12 exons. Gene Ontology annotation, biological process: peptide cross-linking. Lineage: Eukaryota; Metazoa; Chordata; Lepidosauria; Squamata; Gekkonidae. Gene Ontology annotation, molecular function: protein-glutamine gamma-glutamyltransferase activity. The record is from RefSeq and is a predicted model, not a curated record.